Messenger RNA from Ordospora pajunii, 765 nucleotides. RefSeq lists its product as uncharacterized. The transcript has a single exon. The record is from RefSeq and is a predicted model, not a curated record. Lineage: Eukaryota; Fungi; Microsporidia; Ordosporidae. Bases 1 to 765 code for a protein of 254 amino acids.
AUGAUUGAGAAUUUAGACGGAUUUAUUUUCAAGAGGAGAAUGCAUAGAGCAGUGGAGCCUGAGAUAAAGACGGGAAUUGAGGUGAAUAGGAGGGAGUUGAGUGUGAUAAAGAAGGACACAGACGACAUAUUUAGCUUCAAGUUUGUGAAUGAGAAGAGAUGUAAGAGAGAGAAAUGUAAGGAAGAAGAGAUAGCAGAUAUACUGAGUGAUGGGGAGGGAUUUAGCGAGAGUGUGGUUAUUAAGGAAAGCAAGAAGAAAAUGGAUGCAGAUGAGAUACACAUGGAGCUGAGCAAUGGAGGAGGGCUUGAGGAAUUGGUUAAGAUGUGUGUAAGAUGGCUUGAGAGCAAGAAGAGAACAGCAUAUGGUAUGAGGAUAGAGCAGGCGAUGUCUGAGGGAUGUAUAAAGAGAAGGGAUGCAAAGAAAGAGAUUGCAGAAGCAAUUGAGAAGAUAGAAUGGGCAGUAGAGGAGGAGGCGAAAUGGAAAAGCAUUAAAGAGAAUACGAUGAGAACUAACAAGAUCAAAGUGGAGACGAGGGUGUAUGAGAGAAAGGAGAGUAGAUAUGAAAGAGGAAUUGCGAAGGUAAAUGAGGAAUUUGCAAGCAAGGUGGAGAGGCUUGUGUUUGUGAAGGAAUCUGCAAAAGUAUGGAUUGGGCGAAUGCGAGAGCAGAGUGAAGAGCUUCUUCGCAAGAUGUUUAGUGUGGUGCAUAAGGAGAAGGAAGCAGACACUGUAUUUCUGUUAAAAGCACGGUCGAAGGCAGAGAGGUGA